Messenger RNA from Alternaria burnsii, 801 nucleotides. Its product is annotated as nadp-dependent mannitol dehydrogenase. The record is from RefSeq and is a predicted model, not a curated record. Gene Ontology annotation, cellular component: intracellular anatomical structure. Bases 1 to 801 code for a protein of 266 amino acids. NCBI's taxonomy places the organism in Eukaryota, Fungi, Ascomycota, Dothideomycetes, Pleosporales, Pleosporaceae. The transcript has a single exon. Gene Ontology annotation, molecular function: oxidoreductase activity, acting on NAD(P)H, oxygen as acceptor.
AUGCCCAUCACCGUUCCCCAAGCUACCGAGCUCAAGGACCUCUUCAGCCUUAAGGGCAAGGUCGUCAUCGUCACCGGUGCCUCCGGUCCCACCGGUAUUGGCACAGAGGCUGCCCGAGGAUGCGCUGAGUACGGUGCCGACCUCGCCAUCACCUACAACUCUCGCGCCGAGGGUGCCGAGAAGAACGCAAAGGAGAUGAGCGAGAAGUACGGUGUCAAGGUCAAGGCCUACAAGUGCCAGGUCAAUGAGUACGCUCAGUGCGAGAAGCUCGUCCAGGACGUCAUCAAGGACUUCGGCAAGGUCGAUGUCUUCAUCGCCAACGCCGGAAAGACUGCCGACAACGGUAUCCUCGACGCUACCGUUGAGCAGUGGAAUGAGGUCAUCCAGACCGACUUGACCGGUACCUUCAACUGCGCCCGUGCCGUCGGUCUCCACUUCCGCGAGCGCAAGACUGGCUCUCUCGUCAUCACCUCCUCCAUGUCCGGCCACAUUGCCAACUUCCCCCAGGAGCAGGCCUCCUACAACGUUGCUAAGGCUGGCUGCAUUCACCUCGCCAAGUCACUCGCCAACGAGUGGAGGGACUUUGCCCGUGUCAACUCCAUCUCCCCUGGAUACAUCGAUACUGGUCUCUCCGACUUCGUUCCACAGGACAUCCAGAAGCUGUGGCACUCCAUGAUCCCCAUGGGUCGUGACGCCAAGGCUACUGAGCUCAAGGGUGCCUACGUCUACUUCGCAUCGGAUGCCUCAUCCUACUGCACUGGUUCCGAUCUCCUCAUCGACGGUGGCUACUGCGUCAGGUAA